This is a messenger RNA of Kazachstania africana CBS 2517, 309 nucleotides long. It is a transcript of the gene SPT4, whose product is annotated as transcription elongation factor SPT4. Gene Ontology annotation, molecular function: RNA polymerase II complex binding; zinc ion binding. Gene Ontology annotation, biological process: chromatin organization; positive regulation of DNA-templated transcription, elongation; regulation of transcription elongation by RNA polymerase II. The coding region runs from base 1 to 309 and encodes 102 amino acids. The transcript has a single exon. Gene Ontology annotation, cellular component: DSIF complex; nucleus. Lineage: Eukaryota; Fungi; Ascomycota; Saccharomycetes; Saccharomycetales; Saccharomycetaceae. The record is from RefSeq and is a predicted model, not a curated record.
AUGUCUAGUGAAAGGGCGUGUAUGUUAUGUGGUAUAGUCCAAACCACGAACGAGUUCAGUAGGGACGGAUGUCCAAAUUGUCAGGGAAUAUUUGAAGAAGCAGGUGUGUCUACCAUGGAAUGCACUUCGCCAUCUUAUGAAGGGUUGGUUGGUAUGUGCAAACCAUCUAAAUCCUGGGUUGCGAAAUGGUUAAGUGUUGAUCAAAAUAUACCGGGCAUGUACGCUAUCAAAGUUGACGGUAGAUUGCCAGUCGAAGUCAUCGAUUUACUACCACACUACAAACCAAGAGAUGGUAGCCAGGUAGAAUGA